Molecule: messenger RNA, 1467 nt
Organism: Emiliania huxleyi CCMP1516
Lineage: Eukaryota; Haptophyta; Isochrysidales; Noelaerhabdaceae
Exons: 2
Coding region: 1-1467 (488 amino acids)
Source: RefSeq, a predicted model, not a curated record
AUGCGGGAGCGGACGGCGCGGCGCGGUGGCGAGGUGCCGCUGCCGUCGGGGCUACGGCGGCGCGAGACGACGGUGCAGGCUCUGUGCCGGGGCGAGCGACGCGACUGCUUCCAGCGGCAGAACAAGAUCGCGGCGGGAGAUUACCACAGCGUCUUCGUGAGCGAGGAGGGGCGGCUCAUGACGUGCGGCACGCACUCUUUCCGCGACAACCCGCAGCCCAUUCUGGGGCACAGCGAGCUGGAUGAUGAAGAUUUGCAAGUCAUCGGUGGAGACUCGGUGCUGGUGGUGCCGAGGCCGGUGGCGGGGCUCGCGGAUGUGCGUGUGCGCACCGUGGCGACGGGAUACGCUCACACGCUGGCGGUGAGCGAGGCGGGCGCGGUCUACUCCUUCGGCCUAGGCCAGAAUGGGGAACUUGGCCAUGGCAACGAGGCUGAUCAGCACACGCCGCGGGUCAUCGAGUCCCUGCGCGGCGUGCGGGCGGUUGCGGCCUCGGGGGGCCUCGAGCACAGCCUGGUGCUGAGCGCGGCAGGCGAGGUGUACUCCUUCGGUGCAGGAGAUCGCGGGCAGAUUGGGCACGACCCACACUCUCUGUUCGCCCCGUCGCGUGACUGGCACCAGCCGCAGCAAGAGGUGACAGAGCGCCUCCAACUGACACCCCGCGUCAUCGACUCGCUUCAAGGCGUCAGGGUGGUUGCGGUUGCAGCAGGUGCGUACCACAGCCUGCUGCUCAGCGAGGCACAACACGUGUACUCGCUUGGUGGCGGGGGAGCGACGCGCCGGUCGUCGUCUAGAGGGAGGACGUCUCGCUUCACGGGGCCGCAGUGGACGCCGCAAAUCAAUGAGGCUCUGCGAAGGGUUAACGUGGUUGCAGUGUCGGGGGGUCUCUUUCACAGCCUGGUUCUCAGCGAGCAGGGCCACGUGUACGCGUUUGGCAACGGCAGCCACGGUGAAUUGGGCAAUGGCAGAGACCACAACUCGACACUCUAUGAGUUCACGAGUGACGGCCUGCAGCAGAUCAACGCACGCAUUCGUGCGCAGCAGAGAGCUCUUGCAACGACUGAUGCGUUUGGACGCCAUGGUUAUGAGGGUUUCCGUCACUCCAUGACCCUUGCGGACGAAGCGGUGCCGCGAUUCAUUGAAUCGCUGGGUGGCGUCCGGGUGGUGGGCAUUUCGGCGGGAGGGAGCAUGCAAACAGGAGGAACGGGCCACAGCCUAGUGCUUAGCGAUGAGGGCGAGGUUUACUCAUUUGGCUGCAACGGAUACGGCGAGCUUGGGCGCAACUUCGAUAACGAGAGCGAGGAGCUCCCCACCUCAGUGCCGCACGUCGUUGAAACGCUGCGAGGGACGAGGGUGGUCGAGAUAGCUGCGGGGGGCGCCUCGAGCCUCGCCGCCACGGACAAUGGCGCUGCGUACGGCUGGGGCCGGUCUGAAUGCACGGGGCUAAGGGAGCAGGAGUGGAUUCUUUAA